ACAAAAUUAAAAUGACUGAAUUUUAGAUCACGUUAGCUAAAUAAAUCACAUACAGGCAGUUCAAUUAACGUGUUACGAGAUUUUGACACCGUGUAUUCUAAUAUGGCCGACAUGGGGAAUCUAUGGGAAGAUUAUAGAAAACAGGCCAGACAGCUUGAAAAUGAGAUUGAUCUCAAACUUAUAUCGUUUAGCAAACUUGGCACAAAUUAUUCCUUCUCGGAUAAUUUCAGUGACAAGUCACCUUUACUUAACAAAGGUGGAAGCGAGCAUAUGUUUGAAACUAUGGAGAUGGAGAUAGAACAACUUCUGUCAAAGCUAACGGAGGUAAAUGAUCGUAUGGCAGAAUUCACACAGAACAUCAGUCAGGCAUCACCAAGUGCUGCACUAUUACAUACACUACAACGUCAUAGAGAUAUAUUACAGGAUUACAGCCAGGAGUUUCAGAAAACAAAGUCAAACAUUAAUGCUAUUAGAGAACGUGAAGAUUUACUCGGCUCUGUCAGGAGAGAUAUUAAUGCUUACAAAAAUUCAUCUGGUUUAAACAGGAGAACAGAUCUGUAUCUUAAAGAAAAUGAACAUAUCAGAAAUUCAGAAAGACUUGUAGAUGACCAAAUAAGUGUUGCUAUAGCAACAAAGGAGAGUUUAGAAUCACAGAAGAAGUCGUUGUCUGGUAUAACACAGAAAAUGAACAACUUAGCUAAUCGUUUUCCACUGAUAAACAGCCUUAUGCAGCGUAUCAACAUACGUAAACGUCGUGACUCUAUAAUUUUAGCCAGUGUGAUAGCAACGUGUAUUAUUGUGCUCUUAUUGUACAUGUUUCAUUGAUCGUGUAUCUUACAUUGAGGGACGCUCUCAUUCCAAUUCUAUGUAUACUUGUGAUUGUGUGUGUAAACAUAUGUUUGCAUAUAUAUAUGCAUGUGUAUAUAAACGUGUGAUGUUUAAUCUGUAGGUUUUAUUGUAUAUGCAAGCAUAUGUUUGUGUAGAUGUAACUGUGAUUGUAAUUUAGGUUUUAUUGAAUAAAGAAACAUACAUGUAUUUCGGUGUGUAAGUAAACAUUUGUUUGUGUACAUGAAAUAUGUGAACAUGUGUGUUUGUAUAGUUAUGUAAACAUUUGUUUGAGUUUACAAGAACAUAUGUUCGUGUAAAUGUAAAUACAUGUAUGUGAUUCAAAAUAAACCUGAAAUAAUUGAUAAUAUAAUGUUAAGUUUGGUAUAUGAAAAAUUGAAAGCUCAACUAAACCUAAUUCUUUGUAUCCUGGACAAAAGUGUACUACCAUUCAAUAAUAUAUUUUUUCUUAAAAUUAUUUUUUUAUCAUAAGUUAUUUUACCAAAAUAUUUAACAUUAACUUGGAUUUGCUGAUGAUCAAAAAGCUAGUUUUGUAUUUAUAGGUAAUUUAAAUUCUUUAUGUGAUGAAAACAGAAAAGGACUACAGUAUUAACACCAAAUUUUGUGGAGCACAUAAUUAUAAGUUUCUGUUUUUGGCUAAGUGUAUGUAAAUGAGAAAUUUAGAGUUUUUGUAGCUGCUGAAACAGUUCUCAUUUGUCAUAUUGGACUGUACCUACAAAUGAAGCUGUAAUGAAAGAAUUAAUCUCAGUCUAUACGGAUGGCUGCUUGAUUUGAAUAUCAAACAUAUCUGUGAAAUUACUUAGUUUUAAAAUCCCCUUGUAGAAAUUCAACAGGACAAAGUUUAACUUAAAAGUUAAGAUAUUGGUGUGCUAAAGCCUUAUAUAGAUUUUGUUCAUGCUACUUAUUAAUCACAGUUCAUAUGGUUCUUUUCUGGCAGUGAGGGUAAAUAGACCAAAAACACAUGCAUUAAAUCACAUAGUGUGAUCCAUGACAAAACAAAAAAUGGCAUGAAAGUGUAUGUGAUAUUAAUGUGACUACAAUGAGGUUUUUCAGUAUGACUGGAAUCAUUUUUAUUUGAUGUAAGUCUAGGCCAAUAACUACAAUGUAGUGUGUAAAAUUUUAGAUCAUUGGCUCGAUCUGUUUUUCCAGUAUACUCAUUUUGUUAAAUAUGGCCCAAAUAUGAAAGGAGUUUAAAUACUUUUAACUCAAAUUGGGCUAAGAAUUGAUCAAAUGUAUUAAAUUAAUUCAGAGAAUAUCUUUUAUCUGUUGCAUAUAUUUAUGUUUUAAGUGGCCAAGUUGAUAUAUGUAAGAAAUUCAAAUUUUAUGUAUUUCGGCUUUUGGACUUCAGUGGAGUUCCUUUAAACAUUCAAGUUUAUUUUUGAAAAUACAUACAUUGGAGUAAUUGAAGAAAGAAAAAAUUGUGUAAGGUACUUGUGCUGUUGAGAUUGUUUCCUUUAUUUGCUUUUUUAGGAUAUUUUUUUGUUUAUGGGAGAAAUCAUGGGUAGCUUUCUCUGGAGAGAUAAGUAGGAUUAUUCUCUGGGCCUUGUUGGAUAUAUUGUGAUAUUAUGAUUUGCUUUAUUUUUGUUCAACAUUUUUUUAUGUAUGUAUAAAAUUAAUUAAUUUUCUCUUUUAGAAAUAUCUGACAGUGAUAUUUUUCCUAUAUUUUACAGCUGAAUAAAGGCUGUUUCCCCUAACUCAUAAUAGCUAUAUUUUCCCCUAAAAUGCCUUGUGCAUAUUCUUCACUAAAGCCAUGACUUAACAGCAGCUGAUACAUUUAAUUGACUGAAAGACGGAAAGCUGUACCUAUAGACAGUCUCUGCUAUGUACCAUGCAUAUUAAAUUGAAUUUGAAAAUUUAAUUAAAUGUGCAGGUAAAUUCUAUCUCAGAGUUGUUAGAAUUUUCUGAUUUAUUGUGCUACAUUCUACACUCCAGAAAGCCACUAGUUGUUCUGAAAAUUGAAAAAAAAUCACUGUAUAUGUAACUAUAUAAUGUCACUCUCAGUUUACUAUCAUUAUAAUUGAGGCUCAUGAUUAUCUAUAAUUUAAACAGAGAGAGGAGGAAAAAUCUUUAACCAUGUAGAAAUAUCUAAGAGACCAACUGAUAAAUGUUAUUUUUACGUAAGACAUUUUUUUCCAUGUAUAAAAAAAUAUUAAUUUCUUUCAGAUGUAGGGAGAUAAUUCACUUCUUGUCAGGGUCUUUCAAAUAGAACCUGUUUCAGACUACAAAAAAAUCAUAUUAAACCUUACCACCCUAAAUAUCUUAAAUGGACUUGUCCAUCUUUCAAACAUGGACAAGUCCAUUCAUCAUUUUAGGGAACAUAACACAAUACAUACUGACUGAGCAGCCAACAGUGCAGACCAUGAUCAGAUUGCUAACCUUGGUCUGCACUGGUGGCAUGGGUAGAUUUUGUUACUGUAGCAGGCUAAGGAUUAAUAAAAUUAUCCAGUCAGAUCUGGGGCUCAUAUUUUAACUUACUUUGUGCUUUGAUUUUAUUGUGCUAUAGUUUUAAUGUGAUAAGGCUAUUUUUAUAAUAUAAAAAAUAUUAAGAUUCACUAUAUUACUGCCUGAUGCUUUUUUUUUCACGAAAACUACAAUUAUUUGUUUUUAAGAAAAUAGAUAUGAGAAAUUCCUUAACAACAAUUGAAAUAUAUAAGUGUCUAUAAUGUUCAGGGGAGGUAACAAUAUACAACAUCCUGUAAAAAAGGGAGCUUACUCUAGUACCACCCUCAGCCUGAUAUUAUGAAUCAAUGAGAUACUGAGGUGUUUAUUAAUUUUAUUUUUUUUCAUCAUAAGAACACAUUGAUUCAAAAGAGUCUCUUUAAGUGACAUAGUGUUAUUAGCUGGUUUAACAAUUGUUUAUAUAUAUUUGUGAUAUAAAUUUGUAAAAUAAGACUAUAAUUAUAUAAACAUGUAAAUCAUGUAAAUCAUUAUAUAUAUUGUUGAAAAAAAAUAAUUUAUUGCUGUACACAGUCGUAUCAAAAAAGUUACUUUGUAUAUAUGUAAAUAAGUCAUAUAUGAUUAUUAUAAUACAUUUUUUAACUAUCUUAACCCUUAAUCUGUUGAAACAAAAAGUAAGUAACCUUUUGCCACCAGUAUAGAGCCAGACAGCCUGCACUUUUGUGCAGUCCGACUAGGCUCUAUAAUGUUGGUGGCUGACUUCUUGUAUUUUGAUAUUGAAAUCCCCGGAAUUUUUUAAUGGACUGUUCCAAAUUCAAAGCAGGAAAGAUCCAUUACACAAACUUAGCAAGUUAAGUGUUAAGGUAUGUAAAUGUUUUUGAAAUUUAUAAAACCAUAAAACUUUAUGUAACUAUUACCCCCUUUCCCUGCUUGAAUGCAAGUUUGUUAUGGUCAUUUUAGUUUAUUGCAAAUCUGCUUUCCAAACAGCAUGUACAAAAUUAUAUAUGGUUAAGGUUGAUGGCAUGUCAUAGGUAAGUGGGUCAAAUAAAUUUAAGUCUAAAAUAAAAUUAAUUUCCAGACAUGAAACUGUGACUUAAUUUAGACUGAACCUACAUUUAACAUCAUAGAGUAAUUACCUUUGUACACUAGAUUUAUAUUUCUAUUUAUUUUUGUUAUAGGACUAGAAGCUGCCACACUCGCCGUGUGUAGGAGGAAAUGUAUAGUAAUGGUACUAUAAUAAUAUUUUUUCCUGCAUCAAAAAUAACCAAGGGUUAAUGCAUACCUUUUUUGUGCAUUAACAUCUGCAGAAGCAUGAAGCCACAGCCCACAGGACAAGGGACUUUAUAAGUCAGAGAAUUUCUGCAGAUUUUAUUGCAUGAGAAAAGGUGAAUUAAUGCUAUUCUUGCAUAGAAUUACAUAUCUAAUUCAAUAAUUCAGUUCUACGUUAUCUGGUGUUUUUUUUAAAUCAGGCAUUUAUUUUGUCAUGCUUUCCAUGAGCUAGUGUGAUGUCAAUUGACAGUGCUGUUUCGAUAAUGAAACUACGAGGGCAUGCAUUGCAGUAAGAUAUUUUUAUAUGGCGCCCGAGUCAUAAAUAUUAUAAAAAACUUGCUUCGAUUAUUAUACCCGCAAUGCAUGUUUUCUUCUAUGUUAAUUUAAAUCUUUGUGCACAAAUUUUAUGCAAGAAUAUUUGAUCAAACUGCAUGAUGCCACCAGUGUAGACUUUGUACAUUUAAUUUACUGAAACAGUUUGCCAAAUGUAAUUAUAAACUUUCUUUUUUGUUGACAAUGUUAUUACGGUAUAUUUGCUCACAAGGAUUUUCCAAUCAGCCCUGUAGACAGAUUCCCCACAUAUAUACCUGGAUAGUUGCAUUGUUGUGUAUCACUUACAUCACCUUGUUAUUUAUUCAAGCUUAAACAUUUCAGUUUAAAAAUAAAAAAUUCAACAUUAAAGUUUAGACAUAAAAAUUUAAUAUUAUUACAUUUUACUCAUACAAGCAUAAUUCAAAGACAUGCAUGAAUCAAUAUUAUGUAUUAUCAAUUUUGCUGAUGUUUUUUUUUGUGUACAUGUAUAUUUAUUGUAAAUACUUUAGUUUAUACAUUAUAUAUAUAAUUUCUAUGUAUGAAGGGAAAUAUAGGGGAACACAUUUUUGCACAUCAUGGAAUUACUCAUCUUAGUGGAUGACAUGCUCAUUUUUUUUUUCAAUAAAAGCUGUAAGAUUUGAAAAAAAUAAAGAUGAUAAAA
Messenger RNA from Ruditapes philippinarum (Manila clam), 5485 nucleotides. Its product is annotated as Golgi SNAP receptor complex member 1-like. The transcript has 8 exons. The record is from RefSeq and is a predicted model, not a curated record. Gene Ontology annotation, cellular component: SNARE complex; cis-Golgi network; Golgi membrane. Lineage: Eukaryota; Metazoa; Mollusca; Bivalvia; Venerida; Veneridae. The coding region runs from base 103 to 825 and encodes 240 amino acids. Gene Ontology annotation, molecular function: SNAP receptor activity. Gene Ontology annotation, biological process: endoplasmic reticulum to Golgi vesicle-mediated transport; vesicle fusion.